This is a messenger RNA of Staurois parvus, 373 nucleotides long. The record is from the annotation of a GenBank genome assembly. NCBI's taxonomy places the organism in Eukaryota, Metazoa, Chordata, Amphibia, Anura, Ranidae.
CGGAUAUAGUGAAUGCGGGGUCCGGGGAGAGCGGAUAUAGUGAAUGCAGGGUCCGGGGAGAGCGGAUACAGUGAAUGCAGGGUCUGGGGAGAGCGGAUAUAGUGAAUGCAGGGGUCCGGGGAGAGCGGAUAUAGUGAAUGCGGGGUCCGGGGAGAGCGGAUAUAGUGAAUGCGGGGUCCGGGGAGAGCGGAUAUAGUGAAUGCGGGGUCCGGGGAGAGCGGAUAUAGUGAAUGCGGGGUCCGGGGAGAGCGGAUAUAGUGAAUGCGGGGUCCGGGGAGAGCGGAUAUAGUGAAUGCAGGGUCCAGGGAGAGCGGAUAUAGUGAAUGCAGGGUCCAGGGGAGAGCGGAUAUAGUGAAUGCGGGGUCCGGGGAGA